AGGGUGCGCCGGGCGGGAAGCGGCGGCAGAUGGCGCAGCUAGCCGGGAAGCACAACGGGCGCGGCGGCCGCAGCGGGUGCUCCGCCCUAGGGCAGAGCUGGAGAUGUGUGGUGAUUGCGAAAGGGCAGACCCGAGAAGUCCCGGGCUUGGGGUGCAGGGAGCCGCCCGCUGAAAGCUCUUCCGUUGCCCUCGGUUCCCGCGGCUUCCCCAGGAGCCCGGCCCCGCCCAACUCUUACCCGGGCUCAUCGCCGCGGCUCAGGGUCUCUCUCGCAACCGCCACCGCACGCACCCGCUCCGCCGCCCCGCGCCGGGCAUCCUGUUGCCGGCGCAUCUCUCAGAGCAGUGUCAGCGUUUGAGGGUUUAUUCGGCCUAGGACCAAUAUUGUGAAAGGACUUGUUUGCUGCGAUGAAAAGAAGACUCCUAUUUUCCAGUAAUGAACUUUACUUACAAAUGUGUUAAAAUAUGCUCAUUAAAGCCGUCGGAAGCGACGGUGGUCUUCA
Messenger RNA from Sapajus apella (tufted capuchin), 500 nucleotides. RefSeq lists its product as uncharacterized. Bases 30 to 356 code for a protein of 108 amino acids. NCBI's taxonomy places the organism in Eukaryota, Metazoa, Chordata, Mammalia, Primates, Cebidae. The transcript is spliced from 2 exons. The record is from RefSeq and is a predicted model, not a curated record.